AUGUCAUCUCCAUCUUUUACGGACACGAUGGAAACAUUUUCAAAUCGAGACUUACCAAGGCCUCCUAAUGCUACUAAAUUGCAGCGUACGCCUUGUAUAAAGCGGAAAUCCGUAAAUUUGAGUUUUUCUCCUGGACAGAGUUUUCUUCCUCACAAUCGACCUUCUAUUGACUUGGACUCGGUCAAUAAAAGCUUUGAUGGCUCUUCUCGUCGAAGUUAUUUUGAAUUUAAGUCUCCGCGAAGUGAGGGCAGGUUUAAGAGACCGUUUGCUCGCAUACUUGGGAAACCGCUUGAUGCACCUGUUCCUCUAGUUUCUCAACACCGAAGGUACUUUUCAGAGGGAUCCUUUCGGUUACCUCACUCGAAGACACUGUCACUGAAUUCUGAAAAUCCAAGUGGGAAACAAAACGAAAAUAUUUCCUCUCCCAAGCAAGCCUCUGUCUAUCCUAAAAAUCCUCGACGUUUGCCUGUAGAUGCAGGUUCCAACAAAGAAAAACGAUAUUUUAGUCUUGAUUCAUUAUCUUUGGGACGUAGACUCUCUGAUACCGAUAGUAGUCAAACAUUGACAAAUUCUUCUUCUCCUUUUCCUCCGCAGAACUCGAGUUCGGGUACCAUCGAUAAAGAAGAUUGCUCUAGUGCGACAUUCACGCAUAUUCCUUCCUCUUAUUCCUCUAGCACAUCUUUCCUUUCCCCAAGCCACUCUCCUCUUCUCCGUAACAAAGUCGAUUCCCCUUCCUUUAAAGCUGAUAAUCCCAUGGAUGACUUAAACUCAGAUUUUCAGCUAGGCAGCUCGAUGCCCCCUACUCCAACUAGUCUUAAUGACGGGUUCGACAGCCCUACACAUGUCACGCCGCUGCCGCCCGAUUACAAGCGAAUUAAGAAAAGGGCGAAUCUCAUUCAAGAAUUAGUUACAACCGAAGCCAAUUAUCUUAAUGACCUAAUCGCUAUUCAACAGUGUUAUGGCUUACGCGUUCAUGAAUGCAGUGUUUUGAAUGUUAUCGAUAUUCAAACUGUUUUCGGGGAUAUUGAGCCCCUCCUUACUUUUUCGGUUGAUUUUCAUUAUCGAUUAUACAAAGGAGGUGAAGGAGCUUGGCGUGUAAAUGAAAGUACGCAGCUUUUUGAUCCGUCUCCUUGCAACCUUGGCCUUGUUUUUCUUGAGAGUUUGACCGAUAUUAGCCAGAUUUAUUCCGGUUAUUGUAACCGGCAAGAUGCCGUUUUCCGUAUCAUCACUAAAUGGAGAGAGAAGCCUGCUGUCUCUUCUUGGGUCACAGAGGGGGAUCACAUGGUUCAGCAAUUUACGAAUGCUUGGGAUUUAGGUAGUUUAAUUAUUAAACCACUUCAGCGCCUUCUGAAGUAUCCUUUAUUGCUGCAAAAGAUUAUUGAUGCUACUCCGGAGAGUAGUCCUGAACGUCCUGAUCUGAUUUUAUCUUAUCAGCUUUUGCAAGAGCUAAUUGCGAAUAUUAAUCAAAAACAGAAGCCGUCUCAUAAACGUGGUUCACUCAGUACGUCACACAAACGUGAUGCUGGAUGGGCACUUUUAAAUAAAUCUUCACAUAGCAAGUCAAAGUCCGCAAGCAGCAAUGACUUCCGUAACGAUCGACGUUACAAUUUUCAGCGUUCUGUGCUUCAAGAUUUGAGAAGAAAAUUAGCUAUAAUUAAGGCCUUUCAGUCCAGUGUUGACGUCUGGUAUAUGAAUGUAUUAGAGGGAUUCUCAGUUUUCGAAAGGAUUUUAGCAAAUUUGGAAAACGUGAGUAUAUUGGAUUCUGAAGAAUCACCUGAAGCUUGGAGGAAAUUUCAUCUUCUUGCCCAUAUGAUGACUGUGAACACGGCCUCUCACAUACAACCUCAGGUAAUGUCGGAUGUGCAGGAGCCAACUGCUCACAUGGCUAAAAUGGUGCAAAAGGUCAUACAGUUUAUCGUAUCAGCCGAAUCUAUUAUUUCGUCUGAAAAACUAAAGGGUCUUCAGGAGUGCAUUGACAAUGGAUUCCAUUCAAUAGUUUAUAAGCUUUAUAUCAUACAGUGUUCUGUUUAUCAAAACUAUGCUGAAAAUGUAAUUUUUCUUAUUCCAGAAUCGCUCAAGUCGAACAUUAUUGAGGAGAGUGAAGAUUUUGCAGCACUGGUCCGCGCCUUUGAACCAAUGCAUUACGAAGACCAGCAGUGUCUUGAAGAAUGUAUGAAGAAAUUGGCUCUUUCUUCAAAUCUAUAA
Messenger RNA from Schizosaccharomyces cryophilus OY26, 2205 nucleotides. RefSeq names its product RhoGEF Gef1. The record is from RefSeq and is a predicted model, not a curated record. Bases 1 to 2205 code for a protein of 734 amino acids. Gene Ontology annotation, molecular function: guanyl-nucleotide exchange factor activity. NCBI's taxonomy places the organism in Eukaryota, Fungi, Ascomycota, Schizosaccharomycetes, Schizosaccharomycetales, Schizosaccharomycetaceae. The transcript has 2 exons.